Periophthalmus magnuspinnatus is the source of this 6091-nucleotide messenger RNA. RefSeq names its product adaptor related protein complex 2 subunit alpha 1 (gene ap2a1). Bases 637 to 3528 code for a protein of 963 amino acids. The transcript has 21 exons. Lineage: Eukaryota; Metazoa; Chordata; Actinopteri; Gobiiformes; Gobiidae. The record is from RefSeq and is a predicted model, not a curated record. Gene Ontology annotation, molecular function: clathrin-cargo adaptor activity. Gene Ontology annotation, cellular component: membrane coat; AP-2 adaptor complex. Gene Ontology annotation, biological process: intracellular protein transport; clathrin-dependent endocytosis.
CGCGCUCGCGCUGCUGGAGCUGCGGUCACGAGCCUUAUCCAGUAUCCGAGCUCCGAAGUGGAGGCUGGAGAAUCCGAACGGCAUCCCAUCCACCUAACUGCGCCGAUCCGUCCGUGAGGCCGCUCCCGAGAGCAGGGCAGUGUGGCAGGGCAGUGUGGCACGUUUGCGGCGCCUGGUCCGGUAGUGCUGAUCCGCGCUGCGGUGAUGUAUGCAUCCUUUCAAGGAUACUGCUAGGCAGCUAGCUAGCUAGCUGGUAGUCUAGCUUUGCAGUGCGUGACUGAAAGUAUUCAUAUUUGUUUCGCGUUAAUUCUCCAUCUCCUCUUUACUGUAACUCACACUAAAGACACGGACGGUGUAGGAUCGGCACCGGGCCUACACACAACCUGUGCCCCUCCAAUCCCAGCCCGGAGGAAUUGAAUGAAAUAGCUGUGGUAGCUAGCGGAAACGUACUGGGGAAACGGCUGGAGCAGUACUGUCCGUCAGUAAGCCUCCUUCCACUAGUCUGUACCUGUGACAAACCCACAGACACGGGGAGAAGACAAGGCCUGCGUCCAGAAGACCGCUCCUGGAGCCACUGACAGCGGCACAUCGAUACCAGUUCCCGGAGAAGAGCGAGUAAGGACAGAAGCUGCCAAAAUGCCCGCUGUGUCCAAAGGAGACGGAAUGCGCGGAUUAGCCGUGUUUAUCUCAGACAUCAGAAACUGUAAGAGCAAAGAAGCUGAGAUUAAAAGGAUAAACAAAGAGCUGGCUAAUAUCCGCUCUAAGUUUAAGGGUGAUAAAGCUCUGGAUGGCUAUAGUAAGAAGAAGUAUGUGUGCAAGCUGCUCUUCAUCUUCCUCCUGGGCCAUGACAUUGACUUCGGACACAUGGAGGCCGUCAACCUGCUCAGCUCCAACAAGUACACUGAGAAGCAGAUUGGUUACUUAUUCAUUUCGGUGCUGGUGAACAGUAACAGCGAACUCAUCCGCCUCAUCAACAAUGCUAUCAAGAAUGACCUGUCCAGCCGCAACCCCACCUUCAUGUGCCUGGCCCUUCACUGCAUAGCGAACGUGGGCAGCCGCGAGAUGGCCGAAGCUUUUGCCAGUGAGAUCCCACGCAUCCUGGUGGCCGGAGACACCAUGGACAGUGUGAAGCAGUCUGCUGCCCUGUGUCUGCUGCGGCUCUACAAGACCUCUCCAGACCUGGUGCUCAUGGGGGAGUGGACGUCACGGGUGGUGCACCUGCUCAAUGACCAGCACAUGGGUGUGGUGACAGCAGCUAUUUCUCUGAUCACCUGUCUGAGCCAGAAGAACCCCGAUGAGUUCAAGACGUGUGUGUCCCUGGCCGUGUCCAGACUCAGCCGGAUCGUGUCCUCCGCCUCCACAGACCUUCAGGACUACACAUACUACUUUGUGCCCGCUCCCUGGCUUUCCUGUAAGCUCCUGCGCCUGCUGCAGUGCUACCCUCCACCUGAAGAUGGUGCUGUGAAGGGCCGGCUAGUGGAGUGUCUGGAGACCAUCCUCAACAAGGCCCAGGAGCCCCCUAAAUCCAAGAAAGUGCAGCACUCCAACGCAAAGAAUGCCAUUUUAUUUGAGGCGAUAUCGCUCAUCAUCCACUACGACAGCGAGCCCAACCUGCUGGUGCGGGCCUGUAACCAGCUCGGUCAGUUCCUGCAGCACAGGGAGACUAACUUGCGCUACCUGGCCUUGGAGAGCAUGUGCACCCUGGCCAGCUCUGAGUUCUCCCACGAGGCUGUGAAGACCCACAUCGAGACAGUCAUCAAUGCCCUCAAGACUGAGAGGGAUGUGAGUGUACGGCAGCGGGCGGCUGACCUCCUAUAUGCCAUGUGUGACCGCAGUAACGCCAAGCAGAUUGUGGCUGAGAUGCUCAGCUACUUGGAGACAGCAGACUACUCCAUCAGGGAGGAGAUGGUGCUCAAAGUGGCCAUCUUGGCAGAGAAAUAUGCGGUGGACUACUCAUGGUACGUGGAUACCAUCUUGAACCUGAUCCGGAUUGCUGGCGACUACGUGAGUGAAGAGGUGUGGUACCGCGUCAUCCAGAUCGUCAUCAACCGCGACGACGUGCAGGGCUAUGCCGCCAAGACUGUCUUUGAGGCUUUGCAGGCUCCUGCGUGUCAUGAGAACAUGGUCAAAGUGGGGGGUUAUAUUUUGGGGGAAUUUGGAAACCUCAUUGCUGGAGAUCCUCGCUCUAGCCCUCUGGUCCAGUUCAACCUCCUCCACUCUAAGUUCCACCUGUGCUCCGUGCCCACCCGCGCCCUCCUGCUGUCAGCCUAUAUCAAGUUCAUCAACCUGUUUCCAGAGACAAAGGUGACCAUCCAGGAGGUGCUGCGCUGUGAUAGCCAGAUCCGAAACUCUGAUGUAGAGCUGCAGCAGCGCGCUGUGGAGUAUCUCAAGCUGUCCUCCAUCGCCAGCACUGACGUCCUGGCCACAGUCCUGGAGGAAAUGCCCCCAUUCCCUGAGCGAGAGUCCUCCAUUCUAGCAAAGCUUAAAAAGAAGAAGGGCCCCGGAGCCGUGUCUGUGACAGAGCUGGAUGACAGUAAGCGAGAGGGAGGAGAGCUGAAUGGAGGAGGAGAGCGAGCGGCUGACACAGCAGCUAUGGCUGCCUCCAACGCAUCCACCCCAUCCCCCUCAGCCGAUCUGCUGGGUAUACGCUCCUCUGCACCUAUGGGUGCUGCCCCAGCUGCUGCAGGGAGCCUGUUGGUAGAUGUGUUUUCUGAGGCGGGGCCAGCCGCUCCUGCUGCUGCUGUAAAUAAUGAUGGCUUCCUCAGCUCCUCUGCUCCUCCCUCUGAGGAUCCUGCUCCUCCUCUGCCUGACGCAGAUGAACUCCUCAACAAGUUUGUGUGCAAAAACAAUGGAGUGCUGUUUGAGAAUCAGCUCCUGCAGAUCGGAAUCAAGUCUGAGUACCGCCAGAACCUGGGCAAGAUGUACUUAUUCUACGGCAACAAGACGUCGGUGCAGUUUGCCAGUUUCAGCACCACUGUGAGCUGUCCAGGAGAGCUGCAGUCUCAGCUGAACGUGCAGUCUAAACCAGUGGAGCCUCUGGUGGAGGGUGGAGCUCAGAUCCAGCAGGUCCUGAACAUCGAGUGUCUGUCUGAUUUCUCGGAUGCCCCACUGCUCAACAUAAAGUUCAGGUACGGAGGAGCUCUUCAGAAUCUGACCCUCAAACUCCCCGUCACCAUCAACAAGUUCUUUCAGCCAACGGAGAUGACCUCACAGGACUUCUUCCAGCGCUGGAAACAGCUCAGCCAGCCUCAGCAGGAAGCCCAGAAGAUUUUCAAGGCCAACCAUGGCAUGGACACAGAGGUUAUUAAGGCUAAGUUACUGGGACUAGGGUCAGCCCUGCUGGACAACGUGGAUCCAAACCCAGAGAACUACGUGUGUGCCGGAGUCAUCCAGACCAAAGGCCAGCAGGUGGGCUGUCUGCUCAGACUGGAGCCCAAUGCCCAGGCACAGAUGUACCGUCUGACUUUGCGCUGCAGCAAAGAGUCGGUGUCCAAGCGCCUGUGCGAGCUCCUGUCCCAGCAGUUCUAAAGCCCCUCCCCCCUCCUCCCUCCUCAGAGUCUAUAAGUAAAGAAUUAUGUACAUGACAUAAGGGAAAGGCAGCCCCUGCUCGCUGCAGCGGCCAUAUAACUCUCAUUGCUCUCCCACUUUUUUGGAUUUCAAUUUUUUCUCUAUCAAUAUUGGACAUUCUGUUUUUGUUGGUGUUUACUGGUGUGUGUAUGUGUGUCCGGAGUGUGCGUGUGUGGACCAUAUCCUGACCCCAUUCCAACCAUCACUGCAAAAAUAAAUCUGUUAUCUAAGAGUUUAAAUAGAUUGAAUUCAGAAUAUCUGCCUUCUUUGAGUAAUUUUGACUACUUUUGAUUCAUUUAGUUGGAAGAUUUUAUUCCAGAUUACUUUAAUUUUGCUAAAUAUUUCAGAUUUCAACAAUAUGUGAUCAUUUCUAGGCAAAAUUGAUCGCAGAUGGAGAGAUUUUUUAAAGAGAUUUUUUUUUUCAAUAUUUCAAGUGCAAUUCUGUUACUAGAAAUUACAAAGAAUUGUUAUUAGUAAUGGGAUAAUUUAGUCUUGAAUUAACUGUACUGAAGACCAGCCAGUAAAUGCCAUUAAAAACACAAAUUUAAAUAGGUCAAAACUACUCAAGUUUAAGAAAAACAUUUUAAAGAAUCCUGGUCCUUUUUCGUAUGUUUUUGCAGUCAAUUAGUGUGUUUGUACCCUAGUUAAACAUUCCCCUGAAGUGAAUGGGGCACAUCUCUUCCGCACACACGCACUUAUCCCCUGAACCUGCCCCGCACUAUCAGAAGCGAUCAGACCAUGUCCACCCGCCCGCUCCAAGUCCUCCGAAACAAGUCUUUAUUCCUGUGUGGUUCCACUAUUGUAAAUAUGUGCCAGUAUAGGACUUUGUCACAUUCCGAUGAGGUUGCGUGCGGGGACAGUAGUAGGGUUUAAAAUGAAGGAGCUCCAGUGUUUUUGGGGCUUGGGCAUCCAUUCCACUUUUUGAUUUCAAAUGGCACUAUCUGACCUAGACCGCACUGCAAAAAACGAAAAUCUAACAUGGCUUAAAAUUAUGUCAGAAUAUUCGUGUUGAUUUGAAUUGAGGUAACUUGUAUAGAUUUGUUGAUUGAACUGUUUGAACUUGUUUACAUUGUGUUUUAUUUCAAGCUAUUUCAAUGUUAGAAAUGCAUAAAUAGGUUAGUUUUAGUUUUUUUGUUUUUGUCAUGAUUUGAGUAGUUUUGGACUCAUCUUAAAGUGAGAUUACCAAAGCAUUAUUCCACUUAAAAAAUCAAAAUUAAAAUCACGAAAUAAUAAUAAUAAAAAAUUGUUUUCCUCAAAUCAAGAUAAAUAUUCUGGUUAAAUCUGCAUUACGUAACCUUUCUGAUGAGGGAUCUAUCACUUGCUUGUAUCCAUGGAAAUAUUAAAGAUUUGCCUGAAAUAUGGCACAGUGGCAUUUAUUCACUUAUCGGUGGUUGAUGGCAAUAAACAUGUGAACAGGGUCGCCUCUCCACAGAUUUGACCUGUAACUUGGUCUCUGCUUUCUGUUUGUCUCCAUAGAGAUAGGUAAUGUUAUACUGAGGCACAUUCCAGGCAAAUCAUUAACAUCAACAUGAAGAGGUGUUGCACUAUAUUGUAUUAUUUUGCGAUAUAGCUGUUAAGAACUACGAUAUUUAAAUACACUUUUUGACACAAUAAUUUCAGUUCUAAUAAAACAAAAAACAUUAGUUUUGUAGUGAUACUCAAAAUAAAAACUGAGUUCAUUGCGAUAUCGAUUAUUAGGGAUGGGAAAUAUAUUGCUUCCAGUGUUGGUAUCGGCCAAUAUUGAUACGAUUCUUCAAUAUUGCCUGAUAUCAAUCCUCGAUGCUGAUUUUUUUUUUUUCCCGGCUCUUCCCCAUUGUCUGUGCCCUUGCUGAGCAGACUCAUGAGAAACAAUGGACAUAGAAGAGGAUUAUAUGGCUGUAACAAACAUGUCACAAUUUAUAUCCCAGAUAAAUACAUGUUAUUUUUACAAAAAAGAAAAGUAAGUUGAAGUAACAAUCACAUAUUAAUUUGUACACCUCACGAUAGAUUUUAAAAACUAAAUAUCGGUAUGACGAAUAUUGGCUAAUAUCAGAUAUCAUAUUGGCUCAAAAAAUCCAUAUCGACCCAUCCCUAUUGAUUAUGGCAUCAGUCAAUAUUGUAAUAUUUUUACAAUAUAUUGUGCAGCUCUAAAGUGAUCACUAUUGCAUCUUUAAGUCACUGAAAUGAUAUAGCUGAUUGUUUUUUGCAGUGCAUCCGUGCGUCGAUUCCAUAGGUUGUUCAUUUCAUUUGUUUGUUUUGUGUGUGGUGUGAAUGUGAUUACAAUAUGAACUGGACUUUUUCUGACAAAUGCGUGCUGACGUUCUAUUGUGGGGCUGCAGAGCAAUCAUAGGACAUGUAAAGUGCUAGUGUAAAACUGUAGUCUCCCGUGUUGUGUGCGUGAGUGCGUCUGUGCGUUCGUGUCUAUGCAGUUACCAUAGCGACCGCAGCCUCCUGUAUUGGUGUUCGGACCUGUCCAAUACAUGUGUUAGAAUUAAGAUUUACUCUGUAAUGAAAAAAUGUGAAUUAAAAAUCUGCCAUAUAGUCA